Molecule: messenger RNA, 2816 nt
Organism: Pungitius pungitius (ninespine stickleback)
Lineage: Eukaryota; Metazoa; Chordata; Actinopteri; Perciformes; Gasterosteidae
Product: putative methyltransferase NSUN7
Exons: 13
Coding region: 496-2730 (744 amino acids)
Molecular function (GO): methyltransferase activity
Source: RefSeq, a predicted model, not a curated record
UGGCUCCAUACAAGCCCACCCUGCAGAACACAGUAAAGGGCAUCCAGCGCUUAAAGGCGAUUCCUUCUUUAUCCACAAAGAACAGGACCGUGAAAUUAGCAUGUCGUUGCCAUGGUGACGGGAACCCGCUGCUCCGGUGCACUGCGCAAUGUUGACAGACAUUUAGAAAGUUUUUUAAAUUGAGACGCUAACCUGUACAACCAAAGACUUAAAAGCACCUACUCCUCUGACUAAAGGGCAGCAGGGGGGGGGGGGGGCGUUGGUCCACAUCUGUGGAGGGGAGACGCCCGUCGCCUCAUAACGGACCCAGAUUUAUGGCGAGUAUUUAUUGGAUAUUAAAACUUAUUUUUGUCCAGUCAAGGUUAACAAAACACCGGCCGUCGUCAUAAAAAGGACACACUCGAUACCAGGACACGUUGGUAAUAUUUUUUGGAGGACAGAAGAGCACAGUGUUCUCAUAAGGUAUCUGAGGAAAAAAUACAUCUCUAUGAAAAGAUGGUGAAAAAAAAAAGUAUUUCGAAUCACGCUUCCACAUGCAAGACAAAAAAAGUUGUCUCCAAGAGCGCAAGGAAGGACCUGAUACCUCCAGAUGAAUCAGCCGAGCGCAACAUCCCUGCCAUCUCCCCAGAGCUCCAGACCUCUGGCAAAGGUCACCUGGGCUUCCAGGACAGAGUCUACCUGCUGGCGUCAGUCAUCUUCCAGAAUAACCACCUGGAGAAGCCUGCCGCCCUACGUUUGGUGAAUUAUGGAAAAGAACGAGGGCUCCCUUUGCCUCGAGUCAAAGAUGAGGAGCAGCAACUCGCAGCUUAUGAACUGGCCUUCAACACCCUUAAAUAUCAAGAGCUGCUGGAGGACAUUAUGAUUGACAGCUGCUUUUAUCUCACUCAGCCAAUGCCAGAUGAUCAGAUGAGCCUCAUUGCAGUCAUGCUCUAUGACUUCCAGGACAGGAAGUUCCUCCCGCGGGAACGCCAGAGGGAGGACGACAUCGUACGGGAGGUUAAAGAUGUGGAGAGCUACCUCCUUAAGUUUAAAACCAAGCUGUCGGCCUCUCUGGCCCGCUGCAGAAUCAAACACGACCUCUUGUCCAUCGAGUGUAUCCUGCCACACAGUGUGAAGGUGAAGCAGGAGAGAUCAAGCAGCCUUCCGCUUUACACCUGGGUCAACACACUGAAGAGCAGCGUCGGUGAGGUCCAAGGCGUCCUGAAGAGUGAGGGAUUCUCAAAGGUGGAGUCCAUUGGGCAGCUGCAGGGACAGACGUUCUGCCAGGAUCCCCACUGUGGGGAUAUACUGGUAUUCCCUGCUCAGCUGAAAGCUCAGCUGUGCACCACCAAGCUGCUUAGCGACCACACGCUCAUCAUACAGGAUAAAUCUUGCAGCCUGGGCCCAAAUGCAGUGUGCUCCCUGGUCCCAGAGGACGGAGAUGUUCUUAUGCUGGGCUGCUUCUCUGGCCUCACCGUGUCCCACACAGCCUCCCUGAUAGCAGACAAACACAAAGCCAUCCGCAAGGUUCAGCCCACAGUCUACGUUUGUGUCAGUGAUCGUACAAGCGCUCAGAGGGAGGAGUUGCGGCAGGUUGUAACAGCCAUGGGCUCUAAGAAUGUGAAGCUGAUAGAGGAGGUCUUCCAGUCUUUGGAGAGCACUGACAAGCGACUCCAAAAGUUACGCGUCAUCCUGUUGAUGCCCAAGUGCUCUGUGUCUGCUGUCAGCAAUCCGGUCGAAUUCAUAUUGCGAGAGAACGGAGACCCAGAACUGCUGCAGGGCUUAUCCCAGAGCUCCAUAGCCCAGAGUAAACUGGAAGCUCUGGUAGCCCAGCAGAGGAAGGAUAUUGAACAUUCCUUGAAGUUCUCUAAGGUUGUGGCAGUGGUGUACUCGACCUGUUCAUCAUACAAAGAGGAGAACGAGGAGGUGGUGAGCAGAGCCCUGGAGCAAGCCAAGGCCCGCGUGGAGCAGCAGGGGGAACCAAAACAAGCCAGCUUCAGGCUUGGUCCCUCCCCAUUCAGCGUUUCUGACCAUGCCGAGGGUCCAAAGGAAACGGAAGCCUUUUUCAUGUUUGAACCCUCAAAACAGAGCAAUGGCUACUUCCUGGCUGUUCUCAGCAGGGAGCCUGAGCCAGUGGUUAAAGAGGAACCACAUGACGUGCUCGUUAGGGCGAAUGCCAAAGGCCUACUGGACGGGAUCGGCUCCAACCAGCUAACCAGGAUGGAGCAGCAAAGGCACACCAACAGGAAGACAAAAACAACACAUACUCGCACCUCCCAGCCCAAUCUCUCCUUCAGUAUUCAUCCCAAAAGCAAAGAAACCAUAAUGGCCAGCCGCAGCACUCCUUCGUGUGGACAUCAAGGAUUUACUAACAGGCUGCAGUCGACACAAGCCUCAACAAUGUGCAUGCAGGCCUUAAAGAACAGAGUGUCCAGAUCCAUCUCUUCCUCCAAACCAGAAAGCAGGGCACACGAAAAGGGCCCCACCCCCGCGUUGAACCCUGCAACCGCCCCUCCUCCUGUGAUCCCGCCGGCCCGUCCCCGCAGAGCUGACCAGGAGGUGCUGAAGCCCGUGGUGCUCACGCUGCCCUCCGUCCACUUUCCCAACUUCUUCCCACCUCAGCCGAGCCAACCACGACUCAGCCAAAGCAGAAACUACACCUGGAGGCCGCCGGCUCAAGGUGAACCCCCCUCCCGCUCCCGGGGGGGGCUCUCCAGGGAUGCUUUGCUCAAAUCCCGGCUUCUGUUUUGACCACUGUAAAUAUUUAAGAAGUUCAAAAUGUUUGUGCUUAAAGCUCAUGGAAAUAAAACCGUUAGUAUCUAAAUCCAAGCACGAAG